AUGCAGCCCGCAACGGAGUGCCAUGACCCCCUAGUGGUUGGGAGGGUUAACCACCACAGUGUAGAGCUGAGCUGGAGCAGUGAGGAGAAUGCAGCUCAUCUGGGACCUCUCGAAACCUGGACCCUGUUCACUCUCGAAGGGAAUGACCCUAAAAAACAGACAACUGUAACUUUCUAUGUUGGAUAUGGGACAAAGUUCACAGUGGACCGGCUAGAGCCAAACACCUUGUACAAAUUCAGACUGAAGACCUGCCAUCUUUCAGGAGAAAUCCUCUAUGGGCAAGAAAUUUCAGUUCAUACUGCACGAGAACCACUGAAUGGGAAAAACCUGCAUCAAGCUGUCAUCUUAAACAACGAAGAGGAACUGGCUAGAAUUUUGCACAUGAACACUGUGGAUGUCAAUAUUCCAGAUCAACUGGGUUUCACCCCUUUGAUGGUGGCAACAAUGAGAGGAUUUUACAGAUUGGUCGAUAUACUGGUGCAGAAUGGAGCAGACGUAAACAAGAAGAGCAGCAGUGGGAAAGACAGCCUGAUGCUGGCCUGCUUCUGUGGCCACCUGGACAUUGUGCAGUACCUCAGGAAGUCUGGGGCUCUGUGGAUGUCCCGGGACAAUGCAGGAUGCACUGCCCUCCACUGGGCUGUAGAUGGCAGUCAUUUGCCUGUCAUUCAACAUAUGAUAGAGGAUAACUGCCAGGUGGAGGUAAAAGACAGUGUGUCUGGCUGGACGCCCCUCAUGAGAGUGUCAGCAGUCACUGGUAAUGCCAACGUGGCCUCCAUUCUUCUUGGAGCUGGGGCUGACAUCAACGUUAGGGACAGGGACGGAAAGACCCCACUAAUGAUUGCAGUAUUGAACAACCAUGAAGACCUUGUCAAAUUGCUUUUAGAGAAUGGCGCAGACCGUCAUGUUAAAAAUGAGUUUGGCUUCACUGCGAAAGAAAUGGCGAAGGCUUUUGAGAGAAAGAGUAUCAUGCAACUGCUGGAGGGAGGAAGCCAGUGAUCACAGAAAAAUACAGACCUUGCUGUGUCUAGGCUAUACUGUAUGCAAUUUUAACAUUCAAAAAUG
Messenger RNA from Myripristis murdjan (pinecone soldierfish), 1062 nucleotides. RefSeq names its product fibronectin type III and ankyrin repeat domains 1 (gene fank1). Bases 1 to 996 code for a protein of 331 amino acids. Gene Ontology annotation, molecular function: protein binding. Gene Ontology annotation, biological process: regulation of apoptotic process. The record is from RefSeq and is a predicted model, not a curated record. Lineage: Eukaryota; Metazoa; Chordata; Actinopteri; Holocentriformes; Holocentridae. The transcript has 11 exons. Gene Ontology annotation, cellular component: nucleus.